Messenger RNA from Pestalotiopsis fici W106-1, 936 nucleotides. RefSeq names its product 60S acidic ribosomal protein P0. Bases 1 to 936 code for a protein of 311 amino acids. Gene Ontology annotation, biological process: ribosome biogenesis; ribosomal large subunit assembly; cytoplasmic translation. NCBI's taxonomy places the organism in Eukaryota, Fungi, Ascomycota, Sordariomycetes, Amphisphaeriales, Sporocadaceae. The record is from RefSeq and is a predicted model, not a curated record. Gene Ontology annotation, cellular component: cytosolic large ribosomal subunit. Gene Ontology annotation, molecular function: large ribosomal subunit rRNA binding; structural constituent of ribosome. The transcript has 2 exons.
AUGGUGGGUAACAAGUCAGAGUACUUCGGCAAGCUGAAGAACUUGCUCGAGGAGUACAAGUCCGUCUUCAUCGUCACCGUCGACAAUGUCUCCUCCCAGCAGAUGCACGAGGUCCGUCAGUCUCUCCGUGGAGAGGCUGUCGUCCUGAUGGGAAAGAACACCAUGGUUCGCCGUGCCCUCCGUACCUUCAUCAACGACACCCCCGAGUACGAGCGUCUCCUGCCUCACGUCAAGGGCAACAUUGGUUUCGUCUUCACCAACGGUGACCUGAAGGACAUCCGUGACAAGAUCCUGGCCAACAAGGUCGCUGCUCCUGCCCGUGCUGGUGCCGUCGCUCCCGUCGAUGUCUGGAUCCCCGCUGGCAACACUGGUAUGGAACCCGGCAAGACCUCUUUCUUCCAGGCCCUCGGUGUCCCCACCAAGAUUGCCCGUGGUACCAUUGAAAUUACUGCCGACCUCAAGCUCGUCGAGACUGGUGCCAAGGUCGGUCCUUCCGAGGCUACCCUGCUCAACAUGCUGAACAUCUCUCCCUUCACCUACGGUCUGGGUAUCUCCCAGGUCUACGACCAGGGCAACGCUUUCCCCGCCAGCGUUCUCGACGUCGGUGAGGAGCAGCUCCUCAAGACCUUCGCCAGCGCCAUCACCGCCAUUGCCUCCAUCUCCCUGGCCAUCAACUUCCCCACCCUGCCCUCGGUCAUGCACUCCCUGGUCAACGGCUACAAGAAGGUCCUGGCUGUCGCCAUCGAGACCGAGAUCAGCUGGCCCGAGAUUGAGGAGCUCAAGGACCGUAUCGCCAACCCUGACGCUUACGCCUCUGCCGCUCCUGCUGCCGGUGCCGGUGCCGCCGCCGCCGGUGGUGACGCCGCUCCCGCUGAGGACAAGAAGGAGGACGAUGAGGAGGAGUCUGACGACGACAUGGGCUUCGGUCUCUUGUAA